This is a messenger RNA of Neomonachus schauinslandi (Hawaiian monk seal), 1672 nucleotides long. It is a transcript of the gene CD5L, whose product is annotated as CD5 molecule like. The record is from RefSeq and is a predicted model, not a curated record. The transcript has 6 exons. Gene Ontology annotation, cellular component: membrane. Lineage: Eukaryota; Metazoa; Chordata; Mammalia; Carnivora; Phocidae. The coding region runs from base 91 to 1113 and encodes 340 amino acids.
UGGCACACCUGGCAGCCAGGCUGACUAUUGCUGCUCCAGGGCCUCCUCCCAGCCUCAGAUUUCAGCUCAGCAUCUCCAGCAGCCUGGCUCAUGGCUCUGCUAUUUUCCUUGAUCCUCGCCAUUUGCACCGGACCUGGUCUCUUAGGGUCUUCAUCCAGUGUGCGGCUGGUGGGAGGUGACCACCGCUGUGAAGGGCGGGUGGAGGUACAGCAGGCCGGCGAGUGGGGCACCGUGUGUGAUGAUGGCUGGGACAAGAACGAUGCAGCUGUGGUGUGCCGGGAGCUGGGCUGUGGAGCCGUCAAGAGGGCAGUCAGUGGUACUUCAUAUGGGCCACUGACACAAGAAAAUCAAAAAAUCUUCAUCCAAGAAUUCAAAUGCAAUGGCAUGGAAGAGAGCCUGUCUCAGUGUGAAAGGGAAGAUUUUUUCGACUGCACCCACGAGGAGGACGCAGGAGCUGUAUGUGGGUUCGAAGAGAAUGUGCGGCUGGUUGAUGGCCCCAAGCGCUGCCAGGGCCGAGUAGAGGUGAAGCACCAAGGGCAGUGGAAAACUGUGUGCAAAGCUAGCUGGAGCUUUGCAGCCACCAAAGUGGUAUGCCAGCAGCUGGGAUGUGGACGGGCCAUGCUGACCCGGAAAUGCUGCAACAAAGCCACCCAGGGCCAAGGGCCCAUCUGGAUGAGAAAGGCAUCAUGCUCAGGAAAAGAAAUCAGCCUUCAGGAUUGCCGUUCUGGGGUUUGGGAAAGGAACAACUGCACCCAUGAUGAGGACAUGUGGGUGGAAUGUGAAGAUCCCUUUGAACUGCAGCUGGUAGGAGGAGACAGCCACUGCGCUGGGAGGCUGGAGGUGCUGCACAAGGGCGAGUGGGGCACUGUCUGUGACGAUGGCUGGGGAGAAGAAGCCGACCAGGUGGUAUGUAGGCAGCUGGGUUGUGGGGAGUCCCUCUCUCCAUCUGCCAAAUUCCGGAGAAGAUUUGGCCCUGGGGUCGGCCGCAUCUGGCUGGAUGACGUUGCUUGCUCAGGGGAGGAGAGGUCUCUGGAGCAGUGCCCGCAUAGGUUUUGGGGCCAACACAAUUGCAACCAUGCAGAGGACGUGGCUGUGGUCUGUGCAGAACAGUAGCCUGGCCUAUCUGAAGCUCAACCCAACCCCCACAGGCCCCACGUGUCCCCUACUUUUCAUGGACCCUGAUUGGCCUGGCCUGAGCCCCGCUCUGCCCCCCGCAGGCGUCUGAACCCUGUGCCCUACCUUGUUCUAGAGCCACGCACUCCUGUCAUUGCCUGGAGACAUGAGCUGUUGAAUGCCCUCUGUCAGGGAAGAUGAGCCCACAGUCACCCUGGAUUCCUGUGCUGCCUCUUCCCUCACAGCCUGGGAUCCCCAGGCUGGUGCCCUGACCAGUGUGGGCCAUGGCUGGGCACCACCUAUGUCCGUAGAGAACAUGAAAGGAACCAGACCAUUACGUGGAACCUGGGGAGGAAGCUCAGAGACUUUUAGCUCUUUUUCUCAUGCUUGAGGUGAUCACAACAACUGAUAACACCUCACUGCCCUCCUGCUUCUCGGGGGCAGCACAUUCUUUCAGGAGCAGGGCAGCAUCCUGUAAUUGUAGACGCUUUGAUGGUCCUUGGAAGCAAUGGUGCGCCCCUCAAAUGCCUGCAAUAAAAAUCCUUUGUUGACCCUCCAA